Ceratina calcarata is the source of this 2235-nucleotide messenger RNA. RefSeq names its product SH3 domain containing GRB2 like, endophilin-A (gene EndoA). The coding region runs from base 258 to 1508 and encodes 416 amino acids. Gene Ontology annotation, biological process: synaptic vesicle uncoating. The record is from RefSeq and is a predicted model, not a curated record. The transcript has 13 exons. Gene Ontology annotation, molecular function: protein binding. NCBI's taxonomy places the organism in Eukaryota, Metazoa, Arthropoda, Insecta, Hymenoptera, Apidae. Gene Ontology annotation, cellular component: cytoplasm; glutamatergic synapse; presynapse.
ACACUCUAUUUUUGGAGUUGUCGUCUUUAUUGCGCGAUGGAAAAAGACUCGUACAAAGAAACCGCGUACAUUCGAGGGUAGAUCGCCGCGAUGCAUGUGCAUGAUGUAAUUUUCUCCGAGCGUACACCGUAAACGCGGUGACAGUCGUUUUCAUCGGACAAGCUGUGUACAUAUGUACUAGAAUAACAGCGACGUUAUUGCUCGUCGCGUGCCUUCUGCUCUUCUCUGCGUAAUCGGAGUACCGUAACACUACCACCAUGGCGUUCGCAGGGUUGAAGAAACAAAUUAACAAAGCCAAUCAGUAUAUGACGGAGAAGAUGGGCGGAGCGGAAGGGACAAAACUCGACGUCGACUUUAUGGACAUGGAGAGGAAAACCGAUGUUACGUACGAGCUGGUGGAGGAGUUACAAUUGAAAACGAAAGAAUUCCUUCAACCAAACCCAACGGCCAGAGCGAAGAUGGCAGCGGUCAAGGGCAUAAGCAAACUCAGCGGUCAGGCGAAAGCCUCGACUUAUCCCCAGCCCGAGGGUGUUCUCGGCGAUUGCAUGCUCACUUAUGGAAAGAAAUUGGGCGAGGACAGUGUUUUUGCUCAGGCUCUUAUAGAAAUGGGCGAGGCGAUGAAGCAGAUGGCGGACGUGAAAUAUUCGCUGGACGAUAACAUUAAACAGAACUUCCUCGAGCCUUUGCAUCAUCUGCAGACCAAGGACCUGAAAGAAGUGAUGCAUCACCGGAAAAAGCUUCAGGGACGAAGGUUGGACUUCGACUGCAAGCGAAGACGUCAAGCGAAAGCCGCUGGAAAAAGGUCAUCCAGUCCACAUUUUGGAAGUCCAGCGAAGUCUUCGUCACCGUACACCGGUUCUCACGUUUCAGACGACGAGAUUCGUCAAGCCGAGGAGAAAUUCGCGGAGAGUCUACAUUUGGCGCAACUCGGCAUGUUCAAUCUCUUGGAGAACGAUGUAGAACAAGUGGCACAGUUGGCAACUUUCAGCGAGGCUCUCUUGGAGUACCAUCAGCAAUGUAUCGAGGUUCUGAAAACGUUAACGGAAACAUUGUUGGAGAAAAAAGACGAGGCGGCGUGCAAACCGAAGAUGGAGUUCGUCCCGAAGACACUGGCCGAUUUACAUGUCGACGCGUUACCAACAUCGGAUGCUAUGAAUGGUGGGAACUUCUCCCUUUACGGGUCAAGUCGAGCCGGGUCUCCGAUUCAGGCGGACAGGCGCUCGCAGCUAGAGCUAUUCCCAUCCGGAAACCCGCCACAAUCUGCCAAUGCUUCUCCUUUGCCGUCUCCAAGCAAAUCGCCAGCCCGGAGUCCGAUGACGAGACAACCAUGCUGCACGGCAUUGUACGAUUUCGAGCCGGAAAACGAAGGAGAACUCGGUUUUAAAGAACACGAUACGAUCAAUUUGAUCAAGAAGAUUGAUGAGAAUUGGUUCGAGGGUAGCUUGAAUGGUCGCACUGGUUACUUCCCAGUAACAUACGUGCAAAUCGUAGUGCCAUUACCUAAUUAAGGGGAGACGCGCAAGCGUCUCGAAACCAAAGAAACAACCUUCGUUCACCGUAACAAUUGUCUUACGCUCCAAUUAGCCUAAAGAGUUUCUCUUUCAAUACUAUCGUCUCUAUCGAGAUCUCUUACGUUACUAUUACACGUUAGACUUGUUCGAAACGGAUGAAUUCCCCUCCGCAAGGUUUUACUCUAUUCUCGAUCGUUUUUUCGUUUCCCUCUUUCUCUAUUGUCUCCGAGAAUAGUUCUAUACACGCAUGUUAAUGUACAUAUAUGAAGUUACAUUACGAUGUCGUUUAUCGACGUAAGGACCUUCGCGCGCGUAGCAAACCAGAUUACGAUAUACAUACAUCCAUGUAUAUGAAGCAUAACAUUAUUCUACAAGUAAGUACACGUAUAAUCAUGUAUACAACGGUAGAGACACGUACCACGUUAGCGAGGCUGCGGAUACGAGUUUGUAUAUGUCCGCGAGGAGUGUAAUUGCACAGAAGUAUAGAUAAGUGUAGAGAAGUCGGUUCUAUCUAUAAGACGUAGAGCGAUGUGCAUAGGUAUCCGCAGUCAGGGGCGAGUUCUCGUAUCGAAAAGACAAGAAAAACUAUCGUCGCAUGUGUCAUAUGUAAUUUGCCGACACACAUCGCUCUAUGGUUUUUCUCAUCGAAAGUUCAAUUGCACAAAGUAAGCGGCAAAACUGUAUCGAAUAACUCUUCCGUUCUAACGAAUACUCUUUACCUCAA